AUGGAUUGGACAGCAAUCAAAGGAGUAGUUGAUGAAUUGAUUACUGAAAAGCUUUCAGGUCUCCAGGAAGCUUUUCACGCUCAAACAAUUUAUCUCGAAGAUCUAAUCAACAAAUUAGAAGCUUCUAAGAAAGCUGAAAAAAGAACUGGAUCAGCUGGCAAAGUCAGACCAAAGCCGAAUGUCGAAGAUCAUUCUUCUCCAGAUAACCCAAAGCGGCCUAAAACUGCACAAGUCUCUUUAGGAAAAGAAGUCUUAACUGAAGAGGUGAAAAAAGAAAAAGAAGAAGAAGCCAAGAAAAAAGCUGAAUUCAAAGCGCAAAAAGAUUUAGAAAUCAAAAAACAUCAAGAUGAAAUCAAAAAGAAAAAACAAGAAGAACUAGAAAAGAAAAAAGAACAGGAGGAGAAAAAGCGCGAAGCCAAAGAAAAGGCUAAAGAAGAGGAAAAUAAGAAAAAAGAAGAAGCAAAAAAGAAAAAAGUUGAAGAAGAAGCAAAGAAAAAAGAAGAGUUUAAGGCAAAACAAGCCCAGGAAGCUGAGAAAAAGAGAAAAGAGUUGGAAGAAAAGAAUAAGCAGAUUGAAGAAAAGAAAAAGAAAAAAGAAGAAGAAAAGAAAAAGUCUGGAGAAGAAGAGAAAAAGGAGCCAAAAAAGAAAGAAGACAAGAAAGAAGAAAAAAAGAAAGUUAGCCCUACAAAGAAAAAAGAAGUAACCAAAAAAGCAGAAGAAGAAAAGAAAGAAGAGCCAGUUGCUGAAAUAAAAAUUGACAGGCCUUCAUAUUCAACUCUUGCAGAAGUGCAAGAAGCCCUCAAACAGCUCACAGAAAAUGGCUCUGAAAUUCCUGACCCUCCUCCAUUCACACUUUUAUCAAAAUCCAAAGAAGCCCUUAAAGUGAUCAAUAUUAUCGAAGAAGAGCUUUUUUACCUUACACAGCUUGCCCCAGUAGACACAAUUUUAAUAUUUACUCCCCCCCCUUCGUGAGUGAACAAAACAAUUUUGUUCACUCACGGAGGGGGGCUAAUUUUUUCUUUCAAAAAAAUUUAUAUAUAAAUUUUAUAAAAAAUAUUUUUUUUCUAAAUUAAAAAAAAUCCUAAUUCGCAAAAAUUGGAAAGCAAAUAUUAAUUUAAUUUAUAAAAUUUAUAUUUUAAAAAGCAAUUCGUUACAGAAUUAGCUCUAGAUUUCAUUAUAAUAAUUAUCAUUUAUAUAUAUAAUUUUUUUCCAUAGAAAAUGUUUUUUCUAUUAAAAAAAUUUUUGCUCACUCACGGAGAAUGGGCUUUUGGGCAAAAAAUAGCGAUUUUUCUAAUGGUUUUGCUCACUCACGGAGGUGGGGGGAGUUAGAUUAUUCUUCCAGCUUGCUGGCCAAUCUCUUCCAGAAAGUAAUGAAGAAGCUUGGGCUCAGUGUCAAACAUAUUUAGCUGAUAUUAGAAAUAAAGAUGCCCAUGAUGGAAAAACAUUGAGCGAGAUGAUUGAAGAAAAAGCGAGUACUUUUGAUUUCUCAUUUGAAAAUAUAGAGAAAUGUGAACAAUUAGCUAGAGGGCAUCAUGGAAAAUUAAACCCAAAUUAUCAUAAAGAUAGUUCCCCAUUAGCAGGAUGUAUGGCGUUUAUUGUGCGUGAUGGGCUGGAGUAUGCAGGAAUAGCUAAAAGUGAAGGGCCGUCAAAGCUGUAUGGCUAUCUUUUAUAUAAGCAAACUAAAUUAACAGAAUCAGCAUAA
Molecule: messenger RNA, 1702 nt
Organism: Blepharisma stoltei
Lineage: Eukaryota; Ciliophora; Heterotrichea; Heterotrichida; Blepharismidae
Source: the annotation of a GenBank genome assembly